Molecule: messenger RNA, 2818 nt
Organism: Carassius carassius (crucian carp)
Lineage: Eukaryota; Metazoa; Chordata; Actinopteri; Cypriniformes; Cyprinidae
Product: interleukin-17 receptor D-like
Exons: 12
Coding region: 319-2088 (589 amino acids)
Molecular function (GO): interleukin-17 receptor activity; protein binding
Source: RefSeq, a predicted model, not a curated record
UUUGCACUGUUGAGUGCAAAGCCAAAAACAACUUCAAAACAGACAGGAAAUCAGGUUAAGCAUACCUGGUGGCACAGCAGAUGUAUUUUGACAGCUUCAGCAGCUCUAAUAUUUCCCCCCAGGCCACCACACCCUCAGUUGCUGUUGUUUUCAUUCCCAACCCUUUGCCUACCUCCUCCCAUUCCACCCCUUCCACUUUUACUCAACUGAUCUUUAGUUCUUCAUGAGACCUAAGACGGCUUAUCUGCUUCGAGGACGUAGCUGUGCUGGGGAUUGAAGACAGUUUUCAGGGUUCUCCAGACACCUGAAGGGAGCGGGAUGCGGCCACCAAUGCUUAUCCUUCAUCUGCUUCUGUUGGUCAGCUUGUCCCUCUGUGCCCAUGGUGAACAAAUGUCUUGCAGACCUCAGAACUGCACGCUUGAAUGCAUCCGUCGGGGAGAUCCCAGAUGUGAAUACUGCAGAAUCUCAGCAGACGAUGUACAGAUAUCUCCUAGCAUUCCCUCCUCCAGCCCUUUUGGAAGUUGUGUGCCUUGGCCUUGUCACUCUUUUCUAGGUGAGGAAACCCCAGAGGUCUGCAAGCAUUAUGUACAUGCACCACGCAAUAUUCAGAUUGAGUUUAAAGCCAAUGAAGAACCAACAUAUGACGCUAUUACUGUGUCAUGGAACCCAAGCCUAUACGGUAUUGCAUUCUUACGUGGAUUUCAAGUGACCCUUCAGGCUCUUGGUGGAUCUCAGGUCUUAUGUCAGCUCUUUCUUCUGGGUACCAAUCUAUCGCUCACCCCUGCACAUGCCCAGAGGGUGUAUCACUCAGAUCCCUUCACACAUCUGUCUUUGGAUAGCGAGUACGUUGUGACUGUCAUGGCACUGCCCGUCCCUGAGAAGUGGGACCAGUUCUAUCAGAGGAAACUGUUUUUCACACGCACAUGCCCUGAAAAAAAUGGUCUUGAAGCGUGUAAGAAAGACUGGUAUCCCAGAUACGUUGAAGUCCACCAGGAGAACCAGGAGGUUUAUGUGACAUUUAACCUUGCACCUGAGAACUUCAAAGUCAUUCAGUAUUUUUCAUCAUGUUUUGGAGGUGGCCUACGAAAUUACACAAGCAUUAAACCAGAUUUAAGUGUCAAUAAGACACAUCACACGUACCGAUUGCAGAAUCUCCGAGCAGGUACAAACUACACCUGUGAGAUUGCUGCUGAUGUUGUGGAUGCAGUCAGGAAAACAUUCAUUGUUGUAAUAAAACAUAGUUCUGAAGAACCGCUGACUUCACACUUCACAGAGAGCUCUUCGCUAAUGGUGCUCUUGUCUGUGGGAAUCCUGCUUGCUGCUACCGCAGUGCUCGCCUUCAUCGUUGUCUACAAGAACCGACUCAAAAAGAAAACAGUUCAGACCAAAAUGAGACCAGAGAUCAUUGAACACUACUAUGACAAAAAACUGGAUGAAGGACAGUGUGUUUUGCUGGACAGAACCACCCGUCCCCCUCGCCUCCUGAUUUGCUACUCAAGUAAUGAUGGUCCUGCCCACGUCAAAGUCGUGCUGCAACUAGCUGUGUUUUUGCAAAAGCACAUGGCUACCCAAGUGCAUUUGGACUUGUGGGAGGCCUUGAGUAUUAUGGAGGAGGGCAGUAUGGGAUGGCAUUGCAGGAGACUGAAUAAGUGUGACUUUGUGUUGGUCAUCUGCUCACAAGGUAUACUUCAGAACCAGUCUGAGGAUGAGGAACCAUUAGAGAACACUGCUUUGGCUAUCGUCUCCAUGAUCGGAGAGGAGCUGUGCCAAGCCAAAGCAUUGGGUCGAGACCUCUCCAAAUACAUGGUGGCCACUUUUGAGUACUUGCAAGAGUCUGAUAUCCCAGUAGCACUAAGUCUAGCUUCAAGGUACACCUUGACUAAAGACCUACCCUUGCUCUUCUCCCAUCUUCACGGAGUGGCUUUGCAGAAGCCCGGAGUUUACCUACAGGUGGAGAACAUUUCAGAAAGUGGGUAUUGUAAACUCCCAGCUGGGGCAGCACUACAGCUAGCCAUCCAGGAGGCCACGGCACAGUUCUCAGAGGAGCCUACUGAAGAGGAACAUGUAGGAAUUCCAAUCAUUUCAUAAGGACUUCAAAAACUGUAUCAAUUUCUGACAAAACAAAAGGAAGUGUGCUAUUUGGAAACAGUCCUUUAGGUAGGUUAAUUUUUACUGACGGAUUCCACCAGGACUUCCAUAGCUGCUAUUACUUAUCUAACUUUCCUGAUUUACAUCUUUAAAUUUUCCUGAUUUUUGAAUGCCAGACUAUAAAAAGCACCAUCUAAUUUGAACUCAAUUGCAUCUUGAGCCACUUUAAAUUGUUGUGAAAAAGAUAUAAGAGGGAUCCUGAAGUAUAUUGAGGUUACUGAAUGCUGAGAAUGAUUUUUUCAUAUAAAUGUGUAUUUGACUUGCCUUUUUUAAAUUUUUGUCUUGUUGCUUAAGUUCAUGCAUGUUAAACAUCAUGUUACAGUGAAUAUUCCUAGUAAUUGCAUGCACUUCCACUGCAAAUGGAAAAAGAGGACACUUUCGAUUUAUUGCUGUGAAUGACUUUAAAAUGUUAAGUUUGCUGAUCUAAAAUUAUAUUUUAAAUUACCUUUAUUAUGUAUUGUAUAGUGCCAGUUUCUCACAAUUGUAUUGCUUUGCAACAAUCUGUCUUUGUAUAACAUGAAGGUAUAUUAACUACAUUUUAUUGUAACAAAAUAUAUUGUGACAUCAGUGCAUGGUCUUACAUAACAAUUGAAGGCUUUUUAUAUUUGUGUAAUACGAAACCUUUUUAUUGUUAUAAUGCAAGGAAAUUCAGACACAAUUAAAAACACAC